AGGAGAACAGAUGAGGAAGCACAAGUUUGGUGAAGAAAUCGUGUUCUAAGAUGUCAGAGGGAAUCUUCGAAUUUGAAGGGAAUGUAACUAGCACAAAUAUUGAUUGCCCAUUAUAUGGCAAUGUAGGAGCUGACAAGCCCAAACCAGGUGGAGUCGUCAUUCAACAUUCAGAUUCAGCGUAUUGUCAGGUGUGGAAAAGACCUUCUGGAGUUGCUGCAUUGUGUCUGGGACUGCUGUGUGUUCUGCUACUGGCUGGGAUCAUAGGACUGUCAGUCUCCUAUGGCGUCAUUGGCCAUCAAUACUUCACUGAAAGAGACAAACUACAGACCAGCAACAAGAACCUGACUGAAGAAAGAGACCAGCUACAGACUAGAUACAAAACCCUGAUUGAAGAGAGAGACCAGUUACAGACUAAUUACAACAACCUGACAAAAAAGAGAGACCAGCUACAGAGAGACAGAGAAAUCUUCCAGAGGUUAUUGGUGAAAUGUCCAAAUGGAUGGAAAGUGUUUGAUAACAGCAUCUAUUACAUCUCCACGGAGCAAAAUAACUGGGAAUAUGCCAACCAAGACUGUCUGAAGAGAGGGGCACAGCUAGUCAUCAUAAACAACCAAGAGGAACAGAUAUUCCUCAUUACAUUAAACAUACGUUCUUGGAUCGGUCUGACUGACGUUGAGACUGAGGGGACCUGGAAAUGGGUGGACGGCACACCUCUGACUACAGUGUACUGGGGAGAAAAAGAGCCUAAUAGUGGUGGUAAUGAAAACAAAGAUGAGGACUGUGCAGAGAUGAAUAAUAUUUGGUAUAAUGAUCCUGUUAAGAAAUGGAAUGACUUUACAUGUAACACACAACUUAACUGGAUUUGUGAAAAACCCUUUUAUUAACAAUACUUUUUUAUCUACUAUACAAUCAGAAUGCAUUAAGACAGUACACAAAUAAUAAACAAU
Molecule: messenger RNA, 947 nt
Organism: Esox lucius (northern pike)
Lineage: Eukaryota; Metazoa; Chordata; Actinopteri; Esociformes; Esocidae
Product: C-type lectin domain family 4 member M-like
Exons: 6
Coding region: 51-884 (277 amino acids)
Source: RefSeq, a predicted model, not a curated record